Molecule: messenger RNA, 1327 nt
Organism: Anastrepha obliqua
Lineage: Eukaryota; Metazoa; Arthropoda; Insecta; Diptera; Tephritidae
Exons: 4
Coding region: 329-1111 (260 amino acids)
Biological process (GO): regulation of transcription by RNA polymerase II
Cellular component (GO): nucleus; transcription regulator complex
Source: RefSeq, a predicted model, not a curated record
AAAAAUAUUAAGUACAAAACUAAUAUACACUAUUUUUAUUAAGCAUAUAUUAUACAAGAAAAAAAAAAAAGUUAAGUGGCACCUCUGUAUUUUGUUUUUUCUGUCUUACAAAAAUUAUCAAAACUCCAUUCCAAAAAGUGCGCACGGGUAGGGAUAAAUAUAAAAAUUAAGUUAAAACAAGUCGGUUUCCAGAGAAGAAAGUAGUUACAUUAAAAAUAUAAUAAUUUACUUUAAUUAUCGUCAACAGCAAACCUCAAACUGUUCACUUUUUAGCAAAACGCUCUAUUUUGAUUAUCUCAGUUGAGUGUUUGCAUAAAAGUAUAUUUCCAUGACGGGUAGGAGAAAGCGUGGACGCCCACGUCGGGGCGAAGGACCAGCACUUGACGAUCUUGAUGUUAUGCUAGCACGAGAAUUCCAACAACGACCGGCCUUCUAUGACCGCACUCAUCCUCAAUAUAGAAAUAGAGAUUACCUUGAAGGCAUGUGGAUGGAUAUGGCAGAGAGUGUGGGCCAAAACGUUGGAAUUGUAAAAAAUCGUAUGGUUCAGCUGCGAAAUCGUUAUAAUUUGGAAAAACGUCGAGUUGAGAUGUUGCAAGACCAAUACAACGAUCCAAGUAUUACAUCGCAGUGGCCAAUGUACAAUUAUUUAACAUAUUUAGGUGAUCAUAUAAAACAACGUAGGUCAUUUACAAAAGAAGUUAUUGUAAGACCGAAAUCAGCGCCGUUCUCGAAUUCAAGUGAUUCUGAUGGCUGUGAUGAACCUAAUCCAUACCCGCCAUGUCCCCCAGUUGCUGCCGCCGUACAAGAGAGGCAAUUGAUAAGGGACUUAUCAAACAAUAUAAGCCAGUCAAAUAGCAAUGCCAACUACCAUAGCGCUCAACCACCUACCCCUGAUAGAGAAGAAGAUCGGAAUUCUAAUCCCAAUUCAAACUUUUGUAAAUUUAGAGCAUUUGGGCAAUUUUUAGCUUCAUCUUUGAUAGAAAUGAAUCAACGGGACGCAUUGCAUUUGGUGGAGAAGUUCACCAGCGAUUUGGUAAAAUCUUUACUACUUGAAACGCAUAAUAAAUCGUCCGUUGGUCAAGUGGAGGCUGUUGUAAAUGGACAUAAUUAAAAAAAAAAAUUUUAUCAUGCUUAUACGCAUGUUUGUAAGUGGGUACUGUUUAUAUGUAAGCAUUUGGAUUAAUUUUAUUCACAUAUGUCCUGGAGUUAGGUUAGGUGCCUAGAUUUAAACGAAUAUCUUUAUAAUUUGUUGCGUGUAAAAAAUGCAUGUCAUUUUGAAAAAAAAAAAAAUAAAUAAAUAUUACAUGGAAAUAAACGUCCGUAGCAG